UUCAUUGCGUUCUAUUUCAAGAUUCAAGAUUCAAGAGAGUUUAUUGUCAUGUGCCCCAGAUAGGACAAUGAAAUUAUUGCUUUGCUUCAGCACAACAGAAUAUAGUAGACAUAAAUAAAUACAAAUUUGGUAGUGUUCACAAAAAACUUAAAUAUGCCCGGCACCCUUGCCACUCAUGUGGCCACUGGGGUAAUAUCCCUUCCCUUGUUUGAAGGGCAUCUCCACCACACCUGCACCCCAAUGUCCAGCAGCGGAGGAAACCUAGAUGGUGGCCCUCCCCCCCAGAGCCUGGGCAUUGGCUGCACCAAGCUUCAGUGCAUAAUCGAUUAGCAACUUCCCUCCAGGAAGCUGGUGAUCCAUUUUAAAUUGCCCUGGUGGAGGCUGGGUUUCUUGCUGUUACUGACUACCUGCUCAGCCGUGUGACGUGAAGAAAGGGGUGUUAGCGGGAAUGUUAAAUCAGCAAGUGCAUCGGCUAUCCUGAGCGACUGAAACCUUUUACAAACUGGAUAAUAAUUUGCUGCUUAAGGAGAUUUACAGUCAGUUGCCUGUUUUUUAAAUGAAGAUGAUCAUUUGUGCUCUUUUGGGGUAAGAAUAUCUGGUGUAAGGAUGGAGCAGCUGGUGACGAGACUUGAUUCUAAUGGUUCCAACAAUAAUUAGUGUCAGCAAAGCAACUUAGUUACCUGACACCAAACCUAGUCUCUGAAUGUCUCCAGAAAAAAUGUGCAACAUUUAGUGUGGACCUAACUGAAAAUAAAAUGCAGGCAGAGAAGAAAAAGCAGGGCAAAUUCCAGCCAUUCAGGAAGCUGUUCGGUAAAAAAAGGAAGGUGCCGUCAACAUUUGCCGCAGAAGUAAAUCUGAAAUCCAGUCACUCAUCUGGGGAUGUUCGAAAUGGCAUUGUGUCAGCUAAUGAGGAGUCAGAAGAUGAAUUAAGGGCCGCUAGCAUCAGCACAGGAACCAGGGCGUUGUCCCACGACAGUAUAUUUAUCCCAGGGUGUUCAGCAUCCAACAGAACAACGGAAGAAGUGACAUCACCGGAAAACAUCCCGGGAAAAAUUCGAACCCUUCAGAAUCAUUUAGAAAGGAAUAUUAAAUUUGGUCGACCACCGCAGACUCUUAUCGUGCAAAAAAUGGAAAGUACCCGAUCCAAUUCAGAAGUUGAUGGGUUUUCCAGAAGUCCAUUAGAAGAAUGCACCCAAGAGGAAAUCCAAUUACCUGCUUCAAGACUCACGUCUCAUGACCUGCCCAACAAGCAAAGCUCGAGUUUAGGUGAAUCAGGUGGUGAAGCUGAAGAACAGAUUCCACAGGCUCGACUUUCAAGGCCCACCAGCUCUCUGCCUUCAUCAAGUUCUGGGGGAACGAUUGAAUCGAUCAAUCUUGAUGCAGUCCCACAGUCAAUGAACCGCCUCGACAAUACUGCAGCCCGGCAUAAACUUUCUGUCAAGCCACGGAACCAAAGGGUGUCGAAGAAACAUGGGAAACUGGCACUGGAUCUGCACAAAGUGACUAUCCACGAGUUUAAAUAUGAGCAAGAAGAGGUGCAGAUUCAUGUGGAGAAUGGACAAAACCGUUAUAAACCAGUAGAAGGAAAUAAAAGGGAAGAAAAAAGGCAUCAUAAGGAUGAGCAACAAAUAUAUAGAGAGGAGGCCGAGAAGCAUAAAUGGCAGGAAAAAGAUCAAACACAAUAUGAAUUAGCAGAACACGAGGGUCGGGAAGAUGGCCAAAAGCAGGCAGCUCAAAGAACACAAGAACAAGGACAGAGAAGUCAUGAACUGGAGGAGCAAAACUCACAGGAGGAAGAGCACAGCCAAAGAGAAAUAGAGGAGCAAAAGGUACGAGAGGAGAAACAGAGACAAAGACAAUUAGACGAGCAAAAGGUACGAGAGGAAGAGAAGAGACAUCGAGAAUUAAAGGCGCAACAAUUACGAGAGGAGGAACAGAGGCAACGAGAAUUAGAGGAGGAAAAGGUACGAGAGGAAGAGGAGAGACAGCGGGAAUUAGAGGAGCAAAAAGUACGAGAGGAGGAAAAGAGGCAACGAGAAUUAGAGGAGCAAAAAUUACGAGAGGAAGAGGAGAGACAGCGGGAAUUAGAGAAGCAAAAAGUACGAGAGGAGGAAAAGAGGCAACGAGAAUUAGAGGAGCAAAAAGUACGAGAGGAAGAGGAGAGACAGCGGGAAUUAGAGGAGCAACAAAUACAAGAGGAGGAACAGAGACAACGAGAAUUAAAGGAGCAACAAGUACGAGAGGAGGAGGAGGAGAGACAGCGGGAAUUAGAGGAGCAAAUAAUUCAAGAGGAAAGGCAAAGACGAGAAGUUGAGGAGCAAAAAGAUCGAGAGGAAGAACAGAGGCUUUGCAAUGAAGAGAAACAAAAUAGGAUUGUGGAUUUGAAAAUGGAUAAAGAAGAAAGACGUUUGGAGACGAAAGAGAUGAAUCAAAGGCAGGAGAAAGCGUUCUUUCAUUUCAGUGCUGAUGAAAACAAACAAUCUAAUGAAGUAACACAAAGAAAAGAUUUGGAAAUGCAAAGACAGCAGAAACUAAAAAAGCUGACUGAUUUGGAGAAUCCACAAAGGGAAGAUGAAGAGAGGAAAAAGGACGAUAAAGUAUUAAAUGAAGAGGACCAACAAUUUCUUGAAGCACAAGCAGAGGAACGACGUAGAGAGGAACUUAGAUGGAAGGAACUGGAUCAAAGACAAACUACAUCACAGCCAUUUUCAUUCCAAGUUGCUUCAGGAGAGAAACAAAUUAUUUUCCCAAAAGUUAAUCUGACCCCUGUGACACAUCCAAGAGAAACAGUGACUUCUUUAGAUACUCAUGUCCUACAGUCUUCCCCAAAGUCACAUAGAGGUCUCUCCUCCUCAAGUUAUGUCCCUCACACAGCCAUUCUGGUCACCGGAGCUCAACUUUGUGGCACUGCUGUUGAUCUGAAACAGAUUAAAGAUACCGCCUGCAAGUCUUUGCUCGGUUUUUCAGAUGAGAAAAAAUCAGCUGAUUUUCCAUUUGUUGAAAGAACAGGCAAGUCAAGUCCUGAUAUGAGGAGUAGAAUUGGAAAGUCAAAAUUCAAUCCAGGACAAUCACUCGACCAGUCAAGGGCUUUAACCGAGUGGGCUGCUAUUAGGGCCAAAAUUCUUAAAAGUUCUAAUGAAAGGUUGCAAGAAAAGGAAAGAAGGGUUCAUAGUAGAUUUAGUGAUGACUGGACUACGUUCAAAGUUUCCAGCAUGCAUGGCAAUUUGAGAAAAACACUAUCCGCUAAUGCCAAAUUUUCAAUAACACCUGCAUGGCAGAAAUGGGCAGAUGGCAGUAAAGCCAAUGAUAGUGACAAAGGAAAUAUUUCUCAUGAGAAAGUGAAGCAAAAUGUACCCGAUGAAGAUGUGUCUGUGGCUAAUUCCACGAUGGAUUUUUCUGAAUCUAGCAAGUCUUUGACAUCUGGAGACAUUGUACAGGAUUUAACUAAAGACAUAAAAGAUGAUUUACACUCGGAAACUCACGUGAGGAAAGCAGAUGCUGCGGAAGGCUGUAAGUUUGCCAAAGAUCUUCCAUCGUUUUUAGUUCCAGGUCUUCCUGCAACACCAAGGAAAGAACAUACGCUGCCACAAGCUCAGGCGUCCCUUGAUAGCCGAGCCGUUUCAAACAUGAUCCCGCAGACUGAGGAGAUGAUGGAUACAUCACCAUUCGGUAUAAAAUUACGAAGGACCCACUAUUCCCUUCGGUUCCAUUAUGAGCAACAAGGAGAACAAAAAAGGAAGAAGAGAUACAGUGCUGGAGAUGGUAUGGAAGGAAUUCCAGCCUUCCUUGCUGCAAAAACGAAAGAGGGUGAAUCAUGUACUGUUUCUGGUAAGCAAAGCUCUUGUACCAAGAAUAAUAAGAAUAGUAACAUUUUGAAAAACAGAUUAAGUAGUAUGUCAGACAUUUCACACUCUGGGAUUACAUAUCUAAGUAGUGUUGACGUGGCAAAACAUAUUCAAAGUAAGCUCGCUGCACUUUCAAAUGAGAAACUUUCAUCAAGAUCACAAACAUCUCAAAGACCAGCUUUAGCACCCAAGCCUACACUGUUCACUGCACCUCCAUCCCUGCCCAUUAUCUUAAACAAAACAGACUUCAUUGACAUUGCAGAUCACAAAAACACAAAGAUUUCACUUGAUUCAGAUGUGACAAAAGAAGAUGAGAAGAAUGGCACCUCAAUGCAAACAUGCAGAUUAAAGAACGAAGACGAAACAAAAGAUCAAAAUUCUCUUUUCCCGUCCAUCAACCUUCCCUGGAGGGAGAGGGCAGACAAAAAAACAGUCUCCAUUAUGAAAGAAAAACCAAUUCUUCAGAGCAGACAUUCCCUUGACGGUUCAAGGCUUGUGGACAAGGUGGAAACUGCCCAACCGCUGUGGAUUACGCUGGCAAUGCAGAAGCAGCAAGGAUUUUAUGAACAGCAGGAGACCAGAGAGGAGAGAAGGCAGGCCAGAGAAGCCAAAACAGCUGAAAAACGAACUAAAGAAAACAUAAUGGUCUCCAGUUGUGCAGGCAGCCAUUAUGUCAGUGGACUGAAGAAAUCGCCGCAGGUUGACGAAAAGAAGAUUGGGACCAAUAUUGUAUCAAAGGUGGAACGCCGUGAACAUCUAAAAAAAUCUGCCACGCUUCCAAAUUCUGUCACAGUUGAAAUUUGUGAUCCAGUAACUUCAAUUCCGCCAGUAAAGGAAUUGCCGAAGAGAUUCUCAACUCCUGAUGCUGCACCAGUGUCGGUGGAACCUGCCUGGUUAGCCCUUGCCAAGAGGAAAGCUAAAGCUUGGAGCGACUGUCCUCAGAUAAUCAAAUGACCCCAAAUGAUUUGGGAACUGCCACCGCUUCUUGUAUAUCCUCACUAAAUAAACAGUGCUAAAGUGUUUUGUUUUUUUGCGGAUAAACUAAUUUAAAAAAAAUCACUGCAUGUGCUGCAGACAUCAUCCUUCUCAGCAAAUCAAGAAAGCAAAUAAUGUGUAGGUUGUAAAUGUAUAUUUCCAUUCACAGGCUCUGUAGUUUUUUCCAAUAUAUAGUUUAAAUAUGGAUAUGAAGGAAUUGCAGUUGCCACUGUAUAUACUUAACUGUUGUGCUCUUCAUAUGUUUAUAAGUUAUUGUUAACUCCAGCUGCCUCCACUUUACAUCCAAAUUUUCUUUAAAAAGUGGUAAAAAAAUAUCUUCCUUUUGCUCUCAAAUUUCUCCAAUUUGUAAUACUGCAUCGUAUAAAGAGGAUUAAUGCAAUAUGAAGUAUUUUAAUCAUUAUAAAUUAAACAAUUUUAUCGUUACCUGAAUUACAUUUAAAUUCUGGCAAUUUUGUACAUUCCUGUGAGUAUACAUCACAACAUUUUCGGAAAUAUUAACUGGUUAAUGUAUUCAAUAUUUAAAACAUUUUUCAAAAAUUAAAAUGACAAGUUAAAAAUAUCAAGAUAAAUAUUGAAACAAAUUAUAUACAAUAAUUAUGUAAUCAAUUAAUCGACUCCUGUACUUCAUUAUCAUUUUUAAUUUUCACCUUUCCUGUUGAACAAAUUAUGAAUGUGGAUUUUAAAGCAAAUGAUAUUUGCUGCAUUGAAUGUGAUUGUUGGAUGUCUCCAUUGUAAAUUGUAUUUUCAGCACUGCAUCUGUGUGUGGAUCUUCCCUGAACCUCAGUGGUGGUCCAUCACAUUAAAUCUGCCUCCGACAGUAUAAGCACGUUUUAUUUUGUACAAUCUGUGGAACAGUAUCAUCAUUAAAGUGGGUGAUGACUGGAGAAUAAAUUACUGGAGAUACAAGAGACUGCCGAUGCUGGAAUCGUGUGCCUGGCCUCCUGAGUUUCAGCAGCAGUUUUUUUCUUCUUCUUGAGAAUAAAUUACUGCUGCGCUUGUACAGGAAUUAAGGGAAUCCUGUUACAGUGGACUGAUGAGAGAACUAAAUCAAUAUCCAGCACUCAUACAUCCUUACACUCUUUAUUUAAGAAGGAAUUGCAGAUGCUGGAAGAUGCUGGAAGGUAGACAAAAGUGCUGGAGAAACUCAGCGGGUACAGUUACUCCAGCACUUUUGUCUACCUUACACUCUUUAUGUCAUCCUUCAAGGACAAAGCAAAGGUGUAUCUUGAAGAGAACUAAAUUACUUUCCACAUUUUAGCACUUGUAAUUGCAUUUCCCUUUCUCUGUAGCUACAGGUUACUCCCUGUGUUAUGGAAGUUUGGGUAAUGGAAAGUCACCUGUAUGGAAUUCAUAAAUCACAAAAAAAUCUGGGUUUGCGGAAAAUAAAUUUGCCCUUACAUUUUUUUCAAAUCUUUUUCCUUGACAAGGCUUUCCAGUUGAGAAAAAUGUGACGGAGCAUUUUAUAUGAAUGUAAAUCUCAUUAUACCUGUAAUAUUGUUCUAAUUCCUCAACCUCUUUCCUUUAUUAUCUUUCCCCUAACUUUAUGUUUUUAUUUCCUCUUUCCUGUCUUUCCUCUUCAUAAUUAUUUCCUCUCUAUGGUUUCCAGUUCUUCUUUCCCAUUCUUCUCAAGUUUCUCUCCUCUUCAACUGAAUUGCAAAUUAUUUACUGAGUACCUUCAGUGUCUGCACGGUUUCAUUUUUUUAAAAAUCCUUUACAUUUUUUCCUCUUCUCUCAGUGAAUAUCUAACUUUAAAUCCUUAUUAUUCAUAUUUCACAAAUGAAGUUUCUUAAACUGACUAUUGCUAGGCAGAAUUUUCAGAAUUUUUAAUGAUAUAAACGUCUACGGCGAUUUUAGCAGUAACACACAGUUAUACUGUCCCUUCAGUCACUGGGGUCCAAAGUACAAGUAUUCGGAAAUUCAAAACACAUUGUCUUGAUGCUAAAUUUGCAUUGCUGCAAGCAUAACGUAAAAAAAAAUAAAUAAA
Molecule: messenger RNA, 6825 nt
Organism: Leucoraja erinaceus (little skate)
Lineage: Eukaryota; Metazoa; Chordata; Chondrichthyes; Rajiformes; Rajidae
Gene: cracd
Product: capping protein inhibiting regulator of actin dynamics
Exons: 10
Coding region: 756-4799 (1347 amino acids)
Biological process (GO): maintenance of gastrointestinal epithelium; negative regulation of barbed-end actin filament capping
Source: RefSeq, a predicted model, not a curated record